Myotis lucifugus (little brown bat) is the source of this 2336-nucleotide messenger RNA. It is a transcript of the gene ACADM, whose product is annotated as acyl-CoA dehydrogenase medium chain. Gene Ontology annotation, molecular function: medium-chain fatty acyl-CoA dehydrogenase activity; flavin adenine dinucleotide binding. The record is from RefSeq and is a predicted model, not a curated record. The transcript is spliced from 12 exons. Gene Ontology annotation, cellular component: mitochondrion. Bases 417 to 1682 code for a protein of 421 amino acids. Gene Ontology annotation, biological process: medium-chain fatty acid catabolic process; fatty acid beta-oxidation. Lineage: Eukaryota; Metazoa; Chordata; Mammalia; Chiroptera; Vespertilionidae.
CCCAUCGCCAAGCCGCCUUCCGGGCUCCCUCUCCACGCCGGCCGUCAGCCUCGGUUUCCCCCAAGAAGGGCGCGUCGUCUGAACUCAGAGGACCCGAAGGCAGCGAAGCCCUUUCGGGGACCAGCCCGCGGACCAGCGGGGCGUCAGACACCCUCCCAAAGUCGCGAGGACGGCGCCGCGAGGUCACCCAGGGAGCAAGCCCCGCCGAGCCGCCCGCGCAGUCCCUCCAUCCUUGGCCCUCCGCGCUGCCGUCUUUGGCUGCCCCGCCCCUCGGGCCCCGCCCCCCCGGGCCCCGCCCUCCGUCGGUCUCGGGAGGGCGGGGCAUCCGGGCCCCCGUCACUGGCGACCCCGGAGCCCGAUUUAGUCUCGGCCGAUCGCGCGGGGUGAAGGACCGAGCAGUCGUUCAGCGAGUCGCCAUGGCAGCGAUGUUGAGGCGCAGCGGCGGGGCCCUGAGAAGUCUUUCUCGCUUUGACUGGAGAUCACAACAUACAAAAGCUGCCCUAAAACGUGAACAAGGAUUUGGAUUUAGUUUUGAGUUCACUGAACAGCAGAAAGAAUUUCAAGCUACUGCUCGUAAAUUUGCCAGGGAGGAAAUAAUCCCAGUUGCUGCAGAAUAUGAUAGAACUGGCGAGUAUCCUGUUCCCCUUAUUAAAAGAGCCUGGGAACUUGGGUUAAUGAAUACACACAUUCCAGAAAGUUGUGGAGGUCUUGGACUUGGGACUUUUGAUUCCUGUUUAAUUACUGAAGAAUUGGCUUAUGGAUGUACAGGAGUUCAGACUGCUAUUGAAGCAAAUUCUUUGGGGCAAAUGCCUGUUAUUAUUGCUGGAAAUGAGCAACAACAAAAGAAGUAUUUGGGGAGGAUGACUGAAGAGCCAUUAAUGUGUGCCUACUGUGUAACAGAACCUGGAGCAGGCUCUGAUGUAGCCGGUAUAAAGACCAAAGCAGAAAAGAAAGGAGAUGAGUAUAUUAUUAACGGUCAGAAGAUGUGGAUAACCAAUGGAGGAAAAGCUAAUUGGUAUUUUUUAUUGGCUCGUUCUGAUCCGGAUCCUAAGGCUUCUGCUAGUAAAGCCUUUACUGGAUUUAUUGUGGAAGCAGACACCCCAGGAAUACAGAUUGGAAGAAAGGAAUUAAAUAUGGGCCAGCAAUGUUCAGAUACAAGAGGAAUUGUCUUUGAAGAUGUAAAAGUGCCUAAAGAAAAUGUUUUAAUUGGUGAGGGAGCUGGUUUCAAAAUUGCAAUGGGAGCUUUUGAUAAAACCAGACCUCCAGUAGCCGCUGGUGCUGUGGGACUAGCACAGAGAGCUUUGGAUGAAGCUACCAAGUACGCCCUGGAGAGGAAAACUUUUGGAAAGUUGCUUGUCGAGCACCAAGGAGUAUCAUUUUUGCUGGCUGAAAUGGCAAUGAAAGUUGAACUAGCCAGAUUAGGUUACCAGAGAGCCGCAUGGGAGGUUGAUUCUGGUCGACGAAAUACCUAUUAUGCAUCUAUUGCAAAGGCAUUUGCUGGAGAUAUCGCAAAUCAGUUAGCUACUGAUGCUGUGCAGAUUUUUGGAGGCAAUGGAUUUAACACAGAAUAUCCAGUAGAAAAACUAAUGAGGGAUGCCAAGAUCUAUCAGAUUUAUGAAGGUACAGCACAAAUUCAAAGGCUUAUUAUAGCCCGUGAACAUAUUGGCAGGUAUAAAAAUUAACAAGGUCUCUGUAGAAACAUGACUAAUUGUUGAGUAAAUAGAACAUAAUCCAGUAUUUAAGCUACAGAAAAAGAAAAGGCUUCAAGAUUUUUCCCAGUGAAAAUCUUCAAAUAAGUACUCUUCACUAAUCAUAUGCAACUGAUUCUAAUAGUAAUUUUUCCUUUGUUUAACUUUAUGACUUGCCUUUCCUCAAAUAGAUUUGGUUUCAUUAAAUUAUGUGUUGUCUUCAGUACCACUGUACUUGAAUUAUAUUAACCUUGAAAAAUGCAUUAUUUUUGUUAUUUUGACUUCUUUUAAAUUAGAGUAACAGAAAUUCCUUGGAAUUUCAAUAUUUUUCCAAUGACAGAAUAGUGGGUUUAUAAAAGUAGGAUAUUCUAAAAUUUACAAUGAGAAACUUUUAUAGGAUUUGGACGCAACCAAAUAACUUGCCAGUGACUUUGUAGACUUAAUGAUAUUGUAUUAGAGGAGUUCAUUUUGCUAGAAUUUGGAAAAUAUUUGUUUUCAAUUUUAUACAGUGAUAGUAAAAAAUUUGAUGCUUAUAUUCUCCCAUUAUACAACAACCAGAAGUUACUUAAAAAUUUUGUUUAAUUCUGGGCCCACAUUUUCACUUGCCUUAUUUAAAAUAAAUCAAUAAAGUUUGCCUUAAAUUAUUUU